AUGGCGGCGCACGAGGCGGAGCUCAACCGCAGGAGGCACGCGCAGGAGGUGGUGCGGCAGCAGCGCGAGCGGUGGAUGCGUCGCCUCCGCCCGAUGCUCGAGCGGCUCAACGCGAGCACGCGCGCGCCGCGCCGUGAGUGGGUCUGCUACGGGCGAGAGUCGUUUGCGGGGGGCAGCGCGCCCGAGGGCCGGCGCGCGAGACACGAGCGGCUGCUGAUCGCGCAGCAGCAAGGGCCCGAGUCGGCGGCGGUCUCCAGGGCGCAGGCGGGACAGGAGCGGGCGGCGCGCGCCUUUGUUAGCGGGCUGGCGACCGCGGCGCAGGGGUGGAGGCUGUGCCUCCUCUCCGUGCAGGACGAGAUGCGCUUGCGCGCCGCGCCGGUGAUUGACCUCGGGCCGUGA
Emiliania huxleyi CCMP1516 is the source of this 399-nucleotide messenger RNA. RefSeq lists its product as hypothetical. The record is from RefSeq and is a predicted model, not a curated record. Bases 1 to 399 code for a protein of 132 amino acids. NCBI's taxonomy places the organism in Eukaryota, Haptophyta, Isochrysidales, Noelaerhabdaceae. The transcript is spliced from 2 exons.